Molecule: messenger RNA, 876 nt
Organism: Penaeus indicus
Lineage: Eukaryota; Metazoa; Arthropoda; Malacostraca; Decapoda; Penaeidae
Product: cuticle protein 18.6-like
Exons: 2
Coding region: 22-426 (134 amino acids)
Cellular component (GO): extracellular matrix
Source: RefSeq, a predicted model, not a curated record
UCCUCUGCGACCAACACCAACAUGUCUGCAAAACUGAUCCUCGUGGUGGGCGCCCUCGCGGCUGUGGCCUCCGCCGUCCCCCGUCCCGACUCUCCUCCCGUCUACGGCGCUCCUCCCCCGACCUACAAGCAGCCAGGAAUGCCCUUCGAGUUCGCCUACGCCGUCAAGGACCCUUACUCGGGCAAUGACUACGCCCACGCCCAGACCAGCGACGGUCACGUCACCUCCGGAUCGUACAGCGUGGCUCUUCCCGACGGCCGAACCGAGAUCGUGGAAUUCACCGCCGAUCACGACAACGGCUACGUCGCCAACGUCGCGUACGAGGGGGAGGCCUCCUACCCCGCCCCUGCCCCCUCCUACCACCCAGCUCCCUCCUACCCUCAUCCCCCUUCCUACCCACCUCCCCCACCCCACCCACAUCAAUAAAACCCCUCCAUCUCAGAUGCACCGAAGUGGCUCUCCCCUGAGCAUCAAAAGAGACCAAAGGAAAGAACGUUCUAAAAUUCAAGUAACACCAUCAAAAGGCGCAUAAAAGCCACAAAGCAAGCCAAAGUGCCUGUCAUCCUUCAUCCUUCCACUCUCCACCUCUAAUUCCUCCACGUAUUUCCACAUAUUUCAGCAUCCAUUUUGAACACGUUUUUAGUACCUGUAUCUGCAGAUCCGCCGAUAUCAGUCAAAGGUGACUCGGUCCUCCUCCUCUCUAGACAAACUGCCAAUGUAUAGAAUCUAUACUACAGGCUAACACUGGGGAGGAUCCAACACUAGGUCGAGUGGGAUCUUACGCUACAUUAUCGUACUCAAUCGUAUAUGACUACACACUUCCAUACAUUGUUAACUGUUGCCCAUGAGUGUCCAAAAAAGCACCGCCAUUUCUUC